Molecule: messenger RNA, 1563 nt
Organism: Chironomus riparius
Lineage: Eukaryota; Metazoa; Arthropoda; Insecta; Diptera; Chironomidae
Source: the annotation of a GenBank genome assembly
AUGUUGGCUGAUGAAAUCUACCGAAAAAUUCAUCAUGUCAAGAAAAGCAUGUACAAUCAGGACUAUUACACUUUGCGUAAUCAAUGUCUCUUGUCGGGAAAAUUGUUUGAAGAUGAAUUUUUUCCCGCAACUAGUCAGAGUCUUUAUAAAAAAGAUUCAGAAUUUCUACAUGGAACAAAAGAUCCAUAUUUCAAUGAGUGGUUAAGACCAAAGCAAAUUUGUAAGGAUCCACAAUUUUUCAAAAAUGGAUUUUCAACAGACGACAUAAAACAGGGAUACUGCAAAGAUUGUUGGUUUCUUGCUGCUAUUACUAAUUUAACGUCGAAUAAAAAAAAAUUUUCUGAAGUCGUAAGAGGUGACAAUAGUUUCGAGAAUAAUUAUGCUGGAAUCUUUCAUUUUAAAUUUUGGCAGUAUGGAGAGUGGAUAGAUGUUGUUAUUGACGAUCGCUUGCCAACAUUUAAAGCAGCAGAUGGAAAAAUUAAAUUAUCAUAUGCGUCCUCAUCAGAUCAAGAUGAAUUCUGGUCAGCUUUAUUAGAGAAGGCAUUCGCAAAACUUCAUGGUAGUUAUGAGGCAUUAGGAAUAAGUGGAACGUACUGUGAAGCAGCAGAAGAUAUGACUAGUGGUGUCUGUCAAAAAUUUUGUUUAAAAGAUAAGGAAAACUGCCUUAAAUUUCAUAAAUGCUGUACAUACAAUUCUAUCAAUUUCUGCCAGCUUGAGAACUUUUUUAACAUGGGAAACUUUAUGAGUUGCUUCAUUAGAUUGCCACAAGAAGCACAAAAAGCACAAAAAGCACAAGAACGCAAAACAAAGGAAAAUUUAGUUAUGGGGCACUCAUUUGCAAUAACAAAGAUCGCUCGAACAACAAAUGGUGAUCAACUAAUUCAAUUGAAAAAUCCAUGGGGUCGUUACGAAUGGAAUGGUGCAUGGAGUGAUGAUUCAGAAACAUGGAAAAAUACUUCAGAAGCCCUGAAGACAGGACUAGGUUACAAAAACGCUAAUGAUGGAUAUUUCUUCAUUUCAUAUGAAGACUUUCAUAAGUACUUCGAUGUAAUUGAAAUUUGUUUCUUAAAGUUCCCAUAUUCGUUACUUAAAGUGGAGAGCCAAAUGAAAUGUUUCGUAUCAAUUGCUCGAAAAGAUCCAAGAUUGUUUCCAAUUGAUAAAGAAACGACAAAUCAUUUACUUACUUUUAAAUUGAACAUAGCUGAGACAAUUUGCUUUGAAGAUUUCAAAAAAAUGAUAAAUUUUGCUGCUUACCAUGGUGAACCAAUCAUGAAGAAGCAGAACUGUCAAGCUAAGUUUUGUCAACGUUGUCCAAGAUUUUAUGAUCAAUGGAAUGGUUCUCAAAUGGAUAUUUAUCGAAUAAUUUCACGAGAGGAGGAAUUCUACAUUCGAAUUUACUUUUGUUGUGUUUCUCAUAAUGACUUAAUUAUUCUAAAAUGUAUUGCUGUUCAUAUCAGAAUCAUAGGCAAUUGUGUUGAAUUGUAUAAAUCAAAAUGUACUAAAAUUGAGGUUGAUUCAUAUAUGACAAGAUUAAUUAAUAUAAGAGACAAAGAAUUAAAUUAA